AUGGCAUCGACAAAUUAUGUGCCUAAUGCUUUCCCUGAAAUAAAGUUCGAUACAAUCAAACUUGGCCAACAGAUCGGUCGUGGGUCAUUUGGUUCUGUUCAUGUCGGUACGUGGUUCAUAACUGAGGAGAUUCAGAAGAUAGUAGCUUUGAAGAAAGUUUUUGUUUUGGAGAAAGAAGCUGAAAUCCUCUCAAAGAUCCGACAUAGGAACAUCAUCGAAUUCUAUGGCAUCAGUAAUACCAACUCUAAUGUCUAUAUUCUAACCGAAUAUGCCGAAAACGGCUCCUUAUAUGAUUAUCUUCACAAGAUAGAUUCUCCAAAGAACGAUUUUGUGCGUAUUUUAGAAUGGGCGACACAAAUCUCUUCCGCGCUAGUGUAUUUGCAUUACGAGGCUGUCACUACUAUCAUUCACCGCGAUUUGAAAUCCAGAAACGUCGUUCUAGAUGCGAAAUUCGCUUGCAAAAUUUGUGAUUUCGGGACCUCCAAAGACUUAACGCAGUCUUUUGCAUCUAAUUCAUGGGUUGGAACAGCUGCAUGGAUGAGUCCGGAAUUGAUAAAACAGAGCGAGAAAAUAACAAUAGCGACUGAUGUUUGGAGUUAUGGAGUGGUUCUAUGGGAAAUGCUAUCUCACGAGGUUCCAUUCAAGGAUUUCUCUGAGUUCCAAGUUUACACUCAAAUCUCUGAACAAGGAAUCACAUUAGCCAUUCCUGAACAAUGUCCUAUCCCAUUGAAAGAAAUCUUGUACGGUUGUUGGAAAAUGGUUCCGAAAGAAAGGUUUUCCAUGAAGAUUAUCAAAGAAAAGCUUGAAGCGAUGGCUCGAUCCACAAACCUUCAAGAGCAAUGUCAAACUUUCCUUGAUCGCGAGAAUUGGUCUGAGGUUAUUAAUGGUCAAAAAGAGGAAAUCCAGAAGUUGAAAAAAGCUUUGGAAAAGAACAAAGAACUUCUACACGCCAAAGAUAGAGCGCUUCGCAAGAAAUCUCAAGAAACCGCUAUAAGAGAAGUCCUCGGUAAAGCACCGGAAAACGUGGCCUUGUGGACUGAGCAUGAUACUGCAAGAUGGAUAAAAGACAUUUUGGAAAAGAAACUUGAAGAGGAUGAAUUAAACAUUAUCACAGAGAAUGUGAUGAAGCACCGAAUAACAGGCAACCGGCUACUCAUAAUGGAUGAAAAAGAGUUGGAGAAGUUAGCUUUAACGAAGAUAGGAUCUAGGAUAGAAAUUCAGAAGAAUCUUAGAGAACUAAUAGGAAAUCAUCAGAGGGCUCUGAAUUUUCCCUCUCUUCAUGAAGCUGCGAUAAUUGAUAAAACAACUAAACUAGGCAGAGAUCCAUUGAACAUGAGAAGAACAAGUACUCAUGAUAUCACGCUUCUGCUAGGAUUCACAACUUGGUCAACAGGAAAAGUGAUCAGAUUCAAGUUUUAUAUAGACAGCGAUUGGAAACAUGCUGACGAAACCACAAACCAACCUACUUAUAAGAUGAUCAAGAGUGCUUGUUUUUCAGUUUACGAUUGUAAAACUAAUAACUUACUAAAUGAACCUGAGUGCCAUUUGUGCACCUCACCUAUGAUCUCAAUGAAUUGGUUAACCAAAGAUAGUAAUAUAGAGUCUGUACGGGUGAUAGCCAAUGCUCAAUUCGCUGAUGCUGUGUGUGAACCACGAAGCGCUGAGAUGCUUGCAAUAGUUUCUUUUAUGGAAAAAAAUCAAAUAGUAGUUGAACGCCCGGUCCAACUACGAUUAGGUCAUCGUAACAAGGGAUCAUUCUCUUCAUCUCCCGGUGGUAGUCAACGAAGCCAUCUACGUGGAGCAUGGCAGAAGAAGGCUUCUGAAAGUAAGCAUGAGUUGUACGAGGAUGAACUCUCUAAUCUUAGAAUACCUUUGAUAACUCCUCCUUCGUCGGCAGAGCCCCUCACUCCUACUAAUUCUAAUCCAAAUAUUUUCCGUCCACUGAGUAAUGGCGCUUAUCCUGGGAACAUGAAACCCAAUUUGAUGUUUAGAAAGCAGAAACGAAAUUUUUGA
Molecule: messenger RNA, 2013 nt
Organism: Auanema sp. JU1783
Lineage: Eukaryota; Metazoa; Nematoda; Chromadorea; Rhabditida; Rhabditidae
Source: the annotation of a GenBank genome assembly